Stylonychia lemnae is the source of this 3807-nucleotide messenger RNA. The record is from the annotation of a GenBank genome assembly. NCBI's taxonomy places the organism in Eukaryota, Ciliophora, Spirotrichea, Sporadotrichida, Oxytrichidae.
AUGAACUUUGAAAAGUACAAUUAAGUUUAUUAGCCCUAACUUGCCGACAGAAAUUUGCACUACGUCAAGCAGUCUACGCAGUAAAAGUAUAACCUUGAUACCAAUCAGCAAUAGCAAAAACAAGAAGAUCAAACUUCAUAGUCUUCUAAAUCCAGAACAAAAAUAAUUUAAUAGAAUUUAUCGCCAGAUAAGCCUCCUCUUGCUUUAGGUGCAACUCAAACUCUUCAUAAAGAAUAAUAAAUGACACUAUAACGAUUAUUAUCAGAAGAGUCAUCAAAAGAAAGGAUGGAGAGGUAAAAUUCGUAGUUGAAAGAAAGUAUUAAAAUUGGUUUUCAGGAAAAUCUAAAUAAACGGCAGCCAUUAAAUUUAAUAGCAAGAUAGGGUGGAUCUAAUUAACUUAAUAAAGCUGCCAUUUUCAAACAAGAUAAAGAAAUUGCAUAUUUUGCCAGCAAAAUAAUUUUUAACAUUCUGCAAGUGCAAACGCUAGUGGGAAUCAAGCAAGUAGUAGUCACUGUUUGUCCCAUAAUGAUCACCUUAAGACUUUGGCACAUUGUAUCUGUGUUCAAGGAUUACCUAAUAUUUGAUGACUUUUCAGAGUAUCUUAAAAGAUUCUACAGAUUGUAUGAAGUUGUUGAAAGACUACCCAGAGUAUUUGAGUUUUACGAAAAAUAUUCAAAAGUUUUUCCAAAUUAUGUCGUUUUACCUGAAAACAAAUACAUGUUUAAAAAUAUAGAAAGGAAACAAAAAUUAAUUGACGAAAAGCACUAAAUAUUUCUUGAGCGCUAAGAAUAACAUAAAAGAGAGAUAGAAGAAGCAAAUACUUUAGGAUUAGCAAUUAAUUCUUCAUUCAUUCAAAGAAUGAGAUUAUCUAAGAAUCAAAUAUUCGGUUCAUAGUUUAUGAAUAACUUAACAGACAUGGAAUAAAGCGAAUCAUUGCUAAGGUAAUAGAGCUCUAAGAUUCUAGAUAUGAUGUAAAUAUAGCACAAUAUUCCAACAGGCAAUAAGAUGAUGAAUCAGUUUAUAAAGCAAACCUAAAACUAGAGCAGAAAUAAGGAAGUCCUUAACUUCGAAAAUCUAAUCAACCGAUUAAUUUAGUUUGAUAAGAUCGAAGACAAUUCAAGAAAUAUUAAUUGGCCAAAUGAGCCUGCAGCUUUUGACAAAUUCGAUCUCAAUGAUAUCAAUCUUAGUAUGAGUUCAAAUGCACUUAGUUCAUUUCUACAUGAUUUUGAUAUAACGAAGGCAUAGAAUCAGCAAACUUUAAAGCCUACUGGGGAAAAUGAGUCAUUUUUCUGCGCUGAUACCCCAAUAAAUAGAAGUUUAACUGUUGUAGAGGUUUCAAAAACCAUGAAUUAAAUGGGGGUUUAAAAGCCAAAUCAAAAUAAGAUCUUUAAAAAUCCGAAUAAUAAUCGAGAUAAAAUAUCCGUUAAAGUUGAUCUUGAAAAGACUGGAAGAAUAAUUGUUUCAUUCAACCAAAAGCUUAAUUAAUAGCAUAUCAUUCAACAGAAUUCUUCAAUGAAUUCAUCAAAGAUCAUGUCUUAAAAUAAUAAUAACAAUGCCUAUCAAAUGAUUGAUCCUAAGACUUAAUAACUAAAUAGAAAAUCGCAAACAUCUCAAUAAUCAGGCCAAUCAACUAAGAAAAGUCAAUAGACAAGCUAGUAAUAGCCUUAAAUACAGAAAUAAUAAGUUAUCUAAGUGGUUCAUACAUAGCCAGUACAGAAAAAGCAAAUUUCAAUUGGAAAUUAGAUAUCUAUUUCUACUGGUUAACUUCAAUUAUCGCCUUCGCCCUAGUUUGAUUAGGUUUUAGGCCUUAAAGAUAAAAGACUUUAAGACACUAUUUAGAUAUAGCAGAUGAGUAGCUCAAGUCUUAGAAGUGGUUAAUCAUAGCUCAAUCAACUCGCUAAUGGAGGUAGGACUAGUUAGAUCUCGCUUGGAAGUAGCAAUAAGAAUACUGUUUUGUCAACCUAGACUCAAUAAAAUACAUAGUCAUAAGGUCUCAACUAUAUCUAACAGAAGUAAAUGCAGCUCUCUUAAAAAUAAAUACCUUCAUCCUAAUAAAUGCCUAUUUCGCUUAAGUAAAUGACUUUAGUAAAGAAUCAAAGAAAUAUGCCCCUAGAUUAGCUUCUUGGGUCAAGUGGGAAUCCUGGAUCAUAAAAUAGCCAGAAAAAGAGCACUAAAUUCCUGUCCUAAUAAAAUUAGAAUAUAGCAUCAUCUAAAAUGUAGUAGAGUAACAAUACUAGUCUCUCAUCUGUACCUAAAAUUGAAACCUAAAGCUUUGUGCAGAAAUGUGGUUAAUCACCUUAAAGAUCUUCUCCAUAGAUAGACUUUGCUAAUCCUGGUAAAAUAUAAAGUCAUCAUGAGUAAUCAAGUUUCUCUAAGUAAAGUAAUAAUAAAAAGAUCUAGUUAGAGCCUUAUAAUAGAGAGGAAAACUCAAAGAGUUUCAAGAUCCAAACUAACACAGCAGCUUAAUUAGGGCAUAUUUAAACUAAUGAAGCUGUUUCGCCCUAAAUGAUUUCAUAGAGUAUUAGAGAUGCUGUUAAUAAAUUAUUGCCACCUUAACCGUAGAGUUCUAAGGUCAGUAAGUAAAAAACUGAGAAACUAGAAGAGAUUCUUAAUUAAAGUAGUAAAGUUUAAGGGGUGAAGAUGUCAGCUAAUGCACUAUUGAAUAAACUUUUCACCUAAUCGUAAUAAUUGCAAAAGUAGCCCAAAUAAGUUUAUACUCCUCAGGCAUCGAAUUCAAAUCAAUUUAACUUCCCAGGACCUUUAAAAGGUGUUAGUGAUGAUAAUGCCACUACAAAGAUUGUUUAUUCAACAAGAAGUCCUCACAAGAAGAAUUUUUCUUCGCCAAGUGAAAAUCAGAAUAACGUUAGCAAGAUUAAAAAACAGGAAAACCCUAAGAAAUCAAGUACAGCUCUUAACUAAAGAGAUAGAGAGGUUAGAGAAGAAAAUUUUGGCUAUAGAGAUGAUUAAGUUAGAAAGAGCGCAAAUCAGAUUCCUAACACAAAUUUUGUACAAUUUGCAAAAUUAGAACCCCAAAAUACAUUUUCUAAUGCUAGUGGUAUGUAACUCUCUUAUGAAAUAGGCUCAGUUUCUUAGUUAGCUGAAAGGGUUUAAAAACUAACUCCUCAAAGCCAGACUACAUAAAAGAAAAUAAUUAAGAAAGCCAAAGAUUUUAAUCUUAUUGAUAAUCAGAUGUCUCCAACCAGCUAAUUUGGAAACCCAGAGUUUAACAGAACUGUGUAGAAUAUGAUUGGAUAAGGCUUCAAUUCGAGAAUUUAAGCCUAAAGUAAUCCGGGAUCAAGAUCUUUGGAUAAGAGAGAAAGAGCUGGAAGUGAAAAAGUCGGUGAUAAGUUCCAAUCUAAUCCUUAGAGUCUCUAAAUUAUACCUGAAAAUAUUUACAGCAUCAAGGGCUCUAUUACAGUUAACAACAGUGGGAAUUAAAGAAGAAGCGGAAACAAUAGCGGAUAUGAGACAUCUAUGGGUAUCGUGACUAAGCAGCAGUCAUAAAACAAAAAGAGAAAUCAGAGUAAUCAUAGUUCUAAGAGUGGAGCUAGUUAGAAAAGUAAUUUAAGUAAUGCUUCAGGAAUGAGCAAUCCUUAUAAUAAACUAGCAACUAGUGCAACUUCAGUAACAAUUAAGAAAAAGGUGACUGCCAAGAAUCAUGUAGUUAACUUAGCCGGUGACUCUGCAAACAUUCUGACUGUUAAUCUGAGCACUAAAGAAAACAAAUCGAAUUAGCUGUACGAGAAGAUAAAGAAUGCUAAUACUAAUAAGAAAAAGUUAGCAACUAUUUUUGCAUUUAAUAAAUGA